Molecule: messenger RNA, 2510 nt
Organism: Plasmodium gaboni
Lineage: Eukaryota; Apicomplexa; Aconoidasida; Haemosporida; Plasmodiidae
Product: origin recognition complex subunit 1
Exons: 1
Biological process (GO): DNA replication initiation; mitotic DNA replication checkpoint signaling
Cellular component (GO): nuclear origin of replication recognition complex
Molecular function (GO): ATP binding; DNA replication origin binding; ATP hydrolysis activity
Source: RefSeq, a predicted model, not a curated record
AUAAACCUACAAAUAACACUCAAAAUAAUAGAUACAAUAAAUCAAAAACAAUAAAUACAUAUAAUCAACAUUCAAAAGAUAAUACACAGGAAAUCACAAAAAAAUUCAAAAGUAGAUAUAUAAAUACAUAUACAAUGGAAGAAGUGCAAAGAACUAUAAAAAGUAAUACAAUUAAACUUGUUACUGAAAAUUCUUGUGAAUAUGAAGAUGGUAUUAUAUAUGAAUCUGUUAUCAUUAAUGAUGAGGAAUAUAGCAUAGGAGAAGAUGUGUUAAUUUUCUAUACCCCCAACAAUAACAUCAACAAUAAUAAUAAUAAUAAUAACAUCAACAAUAAUAAUAAUAAUAAUAAUAAUAAGAAUAAUCUAAAAUGUGAUGAUAUUAAGAAUCAAAAUAAUAGCUGUAAUGCCAAAUUUAAUAAUAUAAAAGAUAAUAUAUAUAUACUAAAAAAAGGAAAAAUCUCAAGCUUCUAUAAAAGCACAAACAGUAAAAUUAUAGAAGUAGAAAUAUGUUUUUAUUAUGACGAAUGUGAUGAAGAACUUAUAAGAGGACUAGAAAAAAAACAAACAUCCAGGAGAUGUAAAGAAGAUUUCAAUAUGUAUCUUAAUGAUCAUACUAAAUAUUAUAAUCUCCUAGGAAAUAUUAACUUCACAAUAUUAAAUGCUAAUUAUAUUUAUAAAAAAAUAUAUGUUUAUAAUGAAAUAGAAAACUUUGAAGAAGAUACACAUGCAAGAAAAGGAAAAAAUAAAUUUCUAUGUACACAUUAUAUAAAAGAUAAAGAAGAUAGAUUAUGCUUCAUACCUAAUGACGAACACUGGAAUAAUAUAGUUUUGGGUUCUAGUGAUUUAUAUUAUUAUUUUGCUAAUGAGAAAAAAUUAAAUAAAAAUAAAUCAUUAAAACUUAUUAUAGAAAAAUUAAAGAUAAAUCAUAAAAUAAAUGAUAAGACAAAUGAUACACAUGGAUCUAAUAAAAAUAAUAAAAAGGGAUAUACAAAUAAAUCACAAACAACAACAAAUGCAAAUGCAAAUACAAAUGCAAAUACAAAUGCUAAUACAAAUGCUAAUACAAAACAUGCGAAUUUUAUUAAUAAAUCCAAAACGACCAAACAUAAAGAUAGUAAUACAGAUUCAUUUUCACACAAUGUUAUGAAAAAAAAUGAUCAUAAUAACAACGAUUUACAAUCGUCUCUUAAAGAAGAUCAAGAAAAUUAUUAUAUUAAUUUAUUAAAAAAUAUAAAAGAUCCAACAGAUAAAGCUAUACGUAUGAUGCAAUUAGAUGUAGUACCUAAAUAUUUACCAUGUAGAGAAAAAGAAAUUAAAGAAGUACAUGGAUUCUUAGAAUCUGGAAUUAAACAAUCUGGAAGUAAUCAAAUCUUAUAUAUUAGUGGAAUGCCAGGAACAGGCAAAACAGCUACUGUCUAUAGUGUAAUACAAUUAUUGCAAAUAAAAAGUAAAAAAAAAUUACUACCAUCAUUUAAUGUUUAUGAAAUUAAUGGUAUGAAUGUGGUUCAUCCUAAUGCAGCAUAUCAAGUUUUCUAUAAACAAUUAUUUAAUAAAAAACCACCCAAUGCUUUAAAUUCAUUUAAAAUUAUUGAUAGAUUAUUUAAUAGGUCUCAAAAAGAUAGUAGAGAUGUUUCCAUAUUAAUUAUAGAUGAAAUAGAUUAUUUAAUAACAAAAACACAAAAAGUUCUAUUUACAUUAUUUGAUUGGCCUACUAAAAUUAAUAGCAAACUUGUUCUUAUUGCUAUAUCUAAUACAAUGGAUUUACCAGAUAGACUAAUACCUAGAUGUAGAUCAAGAUUAGCUUUUGGUCGAUUAGUUUUUAGUCCAUAUAAAGGAGAUGAAAUUGAAAAAAUUAUUAAAGAAAGAUUAGAAAAUUGUAAAGAAAUUAUAGAUCAUACAGCUAUUCAAUUAUGUGCUAGAAAAGUAGCUAAUGUAUCAGGAGAUAUUAGAAAAGCAUUACAAAUUUGUCGUAAGGCAUUUGAAAAUAAAAGAGGAAAUAAAAUCGUUCCAAGAGAUAUAACAGAAGCAACCAAUCAAUUAUUUGAUUCUCCAUUAACAAAUGCAAUAAAUUAUUUACCUUGGGCUUUUAAAAUCUUUCUUACAUGUCUUAUCAUUGAAUUAAGAAUUAUAAAUGAAUUUGUCAUACCAUAUAAAAAAGUAGUAAAUAGAUAUAAAAUACUUAUAGAAACAAGUGGAAAGUAUAUAGGUAUGUGUAGUGAUAAUGAACUCUUUAAAAUCAUGUUAGAUAAAUUAGUUAAAAUGGGCAUACUACUUAUUAGACCAUAUAUACCAUUAGAAGAUAUAUCUAAAAAUAAAUCUAAAGAAGCAUUACUAGGUUUCAAUGAAUCCUCCAAAAAAGGAAAUAAUCAAAAAAUUACUAGAGCACAAGUAAGUCCAGAUAUUGAUAAAGAAUCUGGAGACAUGGGAAUAGAACUUAAUGUCGAAACACAAUUGAUCAUAACAGCCUUAAUGAAAGACCCUGACUGUUCAAAGAAAUUAAACUUUUAUUAG